This is a messenger RNA of Chlorella variabilis, 4227 nucleotides long. RefSeq lists its product as hypothetical. The transcript is spliced from 18 exons. Gene Ontology annotation, biological process: amino acid transmembrane transport. NCBI's taxonomy places the organism in Eukaryota, Viridiplantae, Chlorophyta, Trebouxiophyceae, Chlorellales, Chlorellaceae. The coding region runs from base 1 to 4227 and encodes 1408 amino acids. Gene Ontology annotation, molecular function: metal ion binding. The record is from RefSeq and is a predicted model, not a curated record.
AUGGCCGAGUGGUAUGCACGCCAAGGGUACGAUGCCGGCAAAUACAAGUGCCUCCUGUGCCCCUUGUCAGCACAGAACGCCUGCGUGCACUCCACCCACUCCUCCGCCUGCUUCUACGCCCACACCGCCUUGGAGCUGCGGCACGACGUGUCGACUUGGGCGGACCGCUGGCGGCUGCAGCAGACGGUUCGCGUUAUUCACGAGCUGCCUGAAGGGUCCACCUGGGCCGACAUGGAGCACCGCACGCAGCCCUGCAUCGAGUUUUUGCAAACAGGCACGUGCCCCGCCGGUCACGGCUGCCGGCGCGCUCAUUCGCUUGCCCAGCUGCAGCCGCGCCCCGUGCCCGCCCCGCAACUGCGCGCCGCGCUGGAGCAGCAGGGCUGGGCGCUGCCGCCGGCACUUGGUGAGCUCGGGGAGCAGCAGCAGGAGCUGCCGCUGCCGUUGCCCGCAGCGCAGCAGUACGGGGCCUGGCAGGCGGCGUGUGAGGUCAGCGCCACGGCGGCAAUGGCAGCAGAUGCUGGCAGGCGGGCUCUUGCCCUUGCCGCCAAGCACCCUGCGCACCCUGCACCCGCCAGCGGCAGCCCGGCCGCUGGCGCCAAGCGCGAGGCGGCCCAGGAGCCCGCAGGCCUGGCAACAACACCCAAGCGCCAGCGCAGCGACGGUCUGGGCUGCGCCCUGGCUCACCCGGCGGCGCAGUGCAACGGGGCAGCAGCAGAAACGGCACCUCCAGCUGCGUCUGAUGCGGCCCAGGCGGCGCCUGUCGAGCCUUCAGGCACCCGGCAGAGCUCUCCCGGCACCCGUGAGGGCCACAGCACAAGGGAGGACGGCCAGCAGCUGCCGCAGCAGCCGCCGCAGCCGCCACAGGAGCAUGGCAGUGCCCAGCAGCCGGCUUCACCACUGAAGCAAGGCGCGCAGCCGGCGUCACCACGGCAGCCACCAUCGCCCUCGCUGGUCGGCCGGGUGUCCAACCUGGAGGCCAGGCUGGGGUUGGCUCAUUCGGAGCUGCAGCAGCGCGGCGAGGCGCUACUGAACUUGCAGCAGGAUCUGCAGGCAAGCUGGGGGCAUGCGGCGCAGGCGGCGCGCGGGCGCCUGCAGGCUGAGCUGGUGGCGCUCAAGGAGCAGCACGCCGUGCUGCAGGGCGACUACGAUGCCAAGGACAGGGACUGGGCGGAGCUGCAGGGCAGGACGCAGCAGGCGGAGGCGGCAGAGGCGGCCGCCGACGCGCGAGCAGCUGGCGCGGAGCGGGAGCGGGAGGCGGCGGCUCGCGAGGUGCAACGCAUGCAGGCUCGGCUGCGGGUGGUGGAGGAGGCGACCCGGGCGGUGCAGGCAGGCGCGCGGCAGGCGCUGGGCGCCGCGGAGCCGAGCCGUCUGCGCGGGGAGCUGGCGCUUGCGCUGAAGGAGCAGGAAGCCCUGGAGCGGCAGGUGGCGCAGAGGGACGCGUCGCUGGCGGCCGCCGCCGGCGAGCUGGCUCGCCGAGAGGAGGAGGCGGAGCGGGCGCGGCGGGAGGCGGCCGCGGCGGCACAGCAGGCGCAGCAGGCGGUGCAGGAGCUGGAGACAGCGGCGCAGGAGGCGCGGCAGCUGGCGGCGGUGCGGGGCGAGGCGGUGGGGGUGCUGCAGGAGCAGCUGGCGACAGCCAACAUGCGCUGCCAGCAGCUGGAGAGCAGCGCCGCCAGGCAACAGGCAGCAGCCGGCGUCCCAGCUGCUCCUGCGCCGGCAGCAGCCCUGUCGGCGCACCAGCAGCAGGUGCAGCAAGCCGCUUCGCCGGCCCCGCCGCCGGGCAGCAUCGCGCUGGGGAGCAGCGGCAGCGGCGGCGGCGAUGCGACCGGCAGCAACUUGGAGGGGCUGCAGCGGGAGGUGGCCAAGAGGGACAAGAAGCUCGCUCUCAUGACGGCAGCGCUGAGGCGAGACACGGAGAAGCACAAGCGGCAGGUGGCGGAGCUGCAGGCGCAGCUGGCAGCGGCGACGGCGGCUGCCGGAAGGCCCAGCACUAGUGCGAGCACCCCGCAGGGGUCUGCCUUGCAGCAGGACAAGCGUCAGCACCCCGAAGUUGCGACCACCGGAGGAGUGGCGCCUCCACCCCAGCCGGCAGCGUGGCAAGAGCUGCAGGAGCCAGCGGGCGCCGCAGAGGCCGCCGCCACAGCUUCCCAGCAGGAGCAGGCCACGCUGCAGCAGCAUGUUGCAAAGCUGGAGGCUGCAGCUGCAGGCGCCGUCGCUGUUCAUCAUCAAGGCAGCCAGCAAGUGGGGGCCCUGCUGGCAAAACUUGCCGCAGCUGACAGGGCUGCUGCCAGCGCAGAGGCAGCUGCCGCAGAGGCCUGCGGAGGUGCCGACAAGCUGACCCUUCAGCUUGCAGCCAAGGAGCAGGAGCUGCAGGAGGCACGGCGCGCGGCUGCCCCGGCGCAGCAGCAGGUGGAGGAGUUGGCGCGGCAGCUGGAGGCGCACACGGCGGCGGCGGAGGAGCAGCGGCAGUACGCGGAGACCGCCGAGGCCGAUGCCGGCGAGCUGCGGCAGCGGCUGGCCAAAGCCGAGGAGCGGCUCAAGGCGAGGAGGGCGCUGCCUGGGGCAGCGCAGGGCGCCCUCCGGCAACGGCCUCCACUCACCUUGCACAAACGCUGCCUCCCUGGACAUCUGCAGAACGCCAACGACGACAAAAAGUAUCUGAGGGAGGAGCUGGCGGCGGCGAGGCGGGAGCUGGAUGAGCUGGCGGUGCUGCGCGGCGCCCUCCCAGGGCCUGUGCCGCCCGGCUUCGACCACCUGCCGCCCCUGCCGCCGUCCCCGCCGCCGCCGCCGCCACCGGCGCCCGGCUUGCCUGUGGGGUGGCUGCCGCCUGCGCUGUGGGACCAUGUGGAGCAUGUGGCGCGGGCAACGCGGGGGGCAGUGCUGCCAGAGCACUUUGAGAGGCCGCGAGUGCAGGAGCUGCUGCUGAGCAUGAGCGAGCCGCAGCAGCGCGGCUUCCUGGAUCUGCUUGUCAGGGAGGGGGCCAGGCGGCCGGUGAGCGACCCUGUCCGGUUCAUCGUAGCUUGGGCCCAGGACUUUCUGGCGCGCCGCCGCCUGACACGGCGAGUGGGCCUCCGCCCAGCCAGCGGCGGCGGCGGCGGUGGCGGCGACGGAGGUGGGGCUGAGGCACCCCUGUCCUUGGACGAUGAGGCGUACAGUGAGGCUGCCAGGCGCAUAGGCUUCCGCCUUUUCAGCAACCUCCACCCAGAAACACUGAAGCACGAGCCGGGCACGGUGUGGGGCGCGGCGGCGCUAGUCACGGGCACCACUGUCGGAGCUGGCAUCCUUGCGCUGCCGGCGGUGACUGCGCCCUCCGGUUUCAUCGCCUCCUCCGCGGCCCUCUCCGCCUUCUGCGCCUUCAGCAUUCGUGAGCCUGGAACCAUGGAGCUAGUGACGGGGCUGCUGGUGGCAGAGGUCAACAUCAACACUCUGUGCGAGCUUGGCGCUGGCAGAGGCGUGUCGCUCAGCUCCAUGGCGCGUCGCACGCUGGGCGAUGGCGGUGCCGCCGUCGUGUCGGCCACCUACCUCCUCAUCCACUACGCUCUGCUGGUGGCAUACAUUUCCAAGGCGGGGGAAACCCUGGACAGGGUUGCUGGGCUGCCUGUGCCGCUGGGCGACGCCGCCUUUGGGGCGGCGGUAGGCGGCCUGUGCUUUGCCGCGCGCCCGGCCACGCUGAACCGCGUCAACACGUUCUUGGUCGGAGUGUUUGUGGCGAGCUUCCUGGGCCUGGUCAGCGUGGCGGCCGUGGACAUGCGCCCGCAGCAGCUGGCUGUGGCCCACUGGGAGGCUGUUCCGGAUGCGCUGCCUGUCGUGGCUCUGGCCUACGUCUAUCAAAACGUCGUGCCCGUCAUCACGACCAGCUUGGAGGGGGAUGUGGCCAAGAUCAGGCAGGCAGUGAUUGUGGGCGUCGCCGUGCCUUGGUUGAUGUUCGAGUGCUGGCUGGCCGCUGUGCUGGGCAGCGCUACCGCCAGCAGCAGCAGCAUUGGAGGAGGGGGAGGGCCAGGGGACGCGGGGCUGGCGGCCGCAGCAGCAGGGGCCGCAGAUGCAGCUGCAGCGGCGGCGGCGGCGGCGGCGGCGGCGGCUGACCCGCUGGCGCAGCUGCGGGAUGCCGGGGGCCCGCUGGUCACGCCGCUCAUCGACUCCUUCACCUUUUUGGCGGUGGCUACCUCGGCCAUCGGCUUCAUCCUGGGACUGUCAGACUUCAUGGCAGAUGCGCUGCAGGCGAGGCCAUGA